UGCAGAGUUAGCCUACAGGGUAUUUUGUGGGCGACGUCCUCCCCUGCCACACCUCUACAGAGCGAAGCGUUUGACUGAACACGUUUGUCUUGUAGCGACUCUAAAGUUUGAGGGUGUGACCUGAACUCCAUAUCGAGCUAGUCCAGUUUGAAACUCAAAACGCAGUCUCUCCCUCCCCGCCGUGGCCAGUUGUGUUUCAUCAGAGUUUUUAGCAGACGGCGUGUCGAACCUGGAAUUUUCGGACACUUUUCUGAAGGCACCUUCAGUUGGCUACCGCUUUUUGGGAUGUUGAAGUUAAAGGCGAGGAGGAGAGAACCCGGAUACUUUUCCCAAUUUCUAAUUUGACAUUUGGAGAAGUUUCAUUGAAAUACGUUGCGGGUGUCCAGCAUUCACCCGAAGAGUAACGGGAUUGGUUCACGGACUUGUAGCCUACUUAGAACUGUUGGGACACUGAAGGACAGAAAAAAAUCAGGAUGGGGGAUGUAAUUUCUUCGCACCUGGAUGAAGGCAAGCGUGAGAUGAUAACAGGGCGCACACGUGUGGUGCUGGAGGAAUUUGGGCGUGUGUACGAGAAGCAGUACGGGGUGGCUCUCUUCAACGACGUGCGCUUCGAGAUCGAGGGCGGAGGAGGAACACAGACCCAGCUGCUGCACCGCAAGGAUCCACUGAGGGACAAGUGCAUCUUCUCUGGUAGUCUCUACAAGUACCUGGAAGAGAACAAGAAAUGGCGUCAUCGCUUCCUCUACGUGGACGACACUUACAACAUCGCUCUCUUUGAAAACAAACAGGGCCAUGAACGAGGCCUGCAUCCCAAGGAGAUCAUCAACUGUGCUGGAUACAGAGCACUGGACUCCAUGGAGGAGUACCUGGAGCUACUCAGCACCAGCCUACCUGGCGUGAAAGCCAAAGCGAGCAGCUCCCCAUUCCUCAAGUAUCCAUCAGAGUACCCACUGAUCCUGUGGCACCCGUACGCGCGUCAUCACUACUUCUGCGUCAUGACCGAGAAGGAGCACACCAAGUGGCACGCUGUCCUCCAGGAUUGUGUCAGACAUGCAAACAACGGUCUCUCCGAGGAGUCCACAGUGCAGACCCCGGCCUUCACAGACGCGCUGAGGCUCUACAGACAGUCCAAAGGCCACUACGGCACCUGGGACAUGAUGUGUGGCGAGCCCGCUCAGAUCCUGGCCAACCUGGUGAUGGAGACCCUGCACCCUGACUUGAGGACUGUGAUCGGUCCCCGGCUCAAGGGCAAACUGCAACAGAGGCAGAGGAACUGGAUGCUGAUCUCAGACGCAGUGUACAAGCAGGUGUUGUCCCAGACGCGGGCGCAGCACGAGGCGAUGGUGCAGGUGUGUGAGUCACAGCGCCCCCGCCUGGACGCGGCGCUCCGCACAGACAUGGACCAGAUCAUCACCUCCAAAGAGCACGUCACCGGCAAGAUACGCUCGCUGGUGUGGCCCCGAGCGGAGCAGCUUCUGCGGGGCAGCGUGCAGCCGUACAUCAGCUCCAUCCUGGAGGCCCUCAUGGAGCCCACCAGCCGUGGCUUCGCCGAGGUGCGCGACGUCUUCUUCCGCGAGCUGGUGGAGGUCAGCAAGAACACGCUCAACAAGGGAGGCAAGGACAAGCUGGCCGAGCACAUGGAGAAGUUGUCCAUGCUGGCCUUCCACCCGGUGAAGAUGCGCAGCUGCUAUGAGAAGGUGGAGCAGCUGAGUCUGGACGGCCUGCAGCAGCGCUUCGACUUCUCCAGCCCCUCCGUGUUCAUCCACCGGGCCCAGAUCCUCAUGAGACAGGAGAUGGAUAAUGCCGUGUACACCUUUGAGCAGCUGUUCCAUCAGGCUCUGGGGUCCCAGGAAGGCGACGACCUGUGUAAAGCCAUUCAAGGCUGCCAGGACAGAGUGUUAAAGAAAUAUGACUACGACAGUAGCAGUGUGCGCAAGAAGUUCUUCAGGGAGGCACUGCUGCAGAUCAUCAUUCCAUACAUGCUCAAGCAGCUUGCUCCAUCCUUUGCCAAUGAUCUGCCGCGGUUUCAGGAGCUCAUCUUCGCGGACUUCUCUCGCUUCAUCCUGGUAGAGAAUGUGUUUGAGGAGGUGGUACUGCAGUCUGUCACCAAGGACAUCAUGAUGGCCGUGAAGGAGGCAGCCGUCCAGAGGAGACACAACCUGUACAGAGACAGCAUCAUCAUGACCAACAGUGACCCCAACCUGCACCUGCUGGGGGAGAACCCGGUGGACUGGAGCCAGGAGUACGGCGGCGAGGAGGACGAUCAGGACGGCUCCUCGGUGAUGAUCAGGGACGCGGGGCAAGGGGGCAGCGGCAGGAAGCGCCGCCAGGUGGUCUCCAUGAUCCAGCUGGAUGGCAUGCCGCUGCCCUACGAGUCCUGCAUGGAGGUGCCCGGCGUGGAGGGCAUCCCGGAGGAGAACGAGGCCAUGAUGGAGGAUGUGGAGUCGGAGUCUCCUGACGUGCCCUCGUCCCCCACGACCACCACCACCACCGCCGCCUCUGGCCUUAUGGAGGCCACCAUGCCAUUCUGCGAGCCAGAACCGGACUCCCCUGACAGUAUCCAGGAGAUCCGCACGCUCAUCAACCCAGUGGUGGAGAUGGUGGGUUCGGUUGAGAACACCGAAGAACCAGAGGAACCCGUCCUGUCUAAUGGAGUUGAGUCUUUGGAGGAGGUAGAGGAGGAGAAAGAGGAAGAAGAGGAGGAGGAGGAGGAGAGUGUAGCCACAACAACAGCAGAAGAGGAUGCUAAAGAGGCGGUCGUCUCCGGUCAGGAACAGGAAGAAGAACAGGAAGUACAGACCCCAGCAGCCAGCUCGCAGGAGAGCGAGGUGGCCGCGGCGUCGCAGGUGAUGCAGGAGACGCAGGAGGACCAAGACGCUGAGCUACCGGCAGAGAUCGACGCCGCUGCCGUCGCCGUCGACUCCGACUCGAAUUCCAGCCCACGUCACGACGACAGCGGCUUCCAGUCGCCAACCAACGAGGCGCUCGAGGAAGAGGAAGAGCAGCGUGAGAAAGAGGAGAGCCUGUCAGUGGGCGAGGUGGUUAAAGCGAGCGCCAUCGACCCUAAGGAGGUCGUCCUGGAGGUCGGGCAGCAACAGGUGCCAGAGGCCUCCCCCAGUGAAGCGUUACAAAAUGGCGAGCACACAACAGACGUUCUUCUGUGAUGUCACAAAAGCACAAAGGAUGGAUGUGGACAUAUCUUAUUCUUGAAAUUUUUGAAAAAAAUUGUUUCACUACCUUUUUCUUUUGUUUUAAAUUGACAAAGUUGACCUGGGAAUUGCCCACAUUUCUCAGCAGCAAAAGAUUUUAUGUUUCCUUCUUCUUUUUUAUUUUUUAUCUCUUUACCUUUCAAUUUCCUUUUCUGUUUUAACCUGCAACGAUAGAUGUUUUUGGUUUUCUGAUAUUUCCUUGCUUAAAAUGUAUUUUAUAUUUUAAUUUUCCGGCUUAUUUGAAAUAUAUAUAAGAUAUUUAUUAUUCUUUUUGUACCACCACAGUAUACAGGUGGUACCCAACUGACAUUAAUAUCUAAUGCAGAUCACUGAGAAAACUAUCAUCGUCUUAACACUUCAGUUUCACUACAAACUCCAAUUUCUAUCACUGUCACCUGCUCUUACUUUGUCUAGUCACUGAAUGUAUUGUAAAUGUAGAGUAAGGUCCAUUCACUGAGAAUGUUUCUGCCUUAGCAUAUAGCAUAACCAGUCACUGGUGUGAGGGUUGGUCCGGUGUAUAGUAGUCCUGUUCCAGGGAAAUGGUAGUCCUGAUGAUUGCAGGUGUUACAUCAAGAGGGUGGCCACUCUUAAAUUAUUUGUUGGAGAUUUGUGUUCUUCCCAGAGAAAUUAUUCUGACAAUUUGACAAAAUGCCUAUAAAAGGCUUUAGUGUUUGUUACUGCGCGUGUUUUUGUGUGUAAAGGUGAUUCCAGAAAAUUACAUUAGCAGUUUGUUUUUGUUUACCUUACAGUAGCUAUGAAAACAUUACAUUUGUUGAUGUGCUCUGUACUAAGGACAUGAGAGCUCCUCUUUUGUUACAUAUUUUUAUCAUAUUAUUAUUUGUAUUAUUUAUAAUGUGUUUGCUUCCAUUUCAGCUAUAAUUUACCUCUGCUAUUCACAGUUCUUAGAUCUUAGUUUCCAGAGGACCAAACUUUAAUUAGCAUACUUAAUUAUCAAUGAUUUCAUACAGUACAUUGGGUUUUGGAUUUGUUACCAAUUUCUAUCUUACUCACUGUUCCAGCAUGUCAACUCACGUGAUGCCCAUACACCAGACUCACAGAACCUGAUAAUGUUUACUGAUAGAGCACUUAUCGUUUCUUUUCCCUCAGUGGCCUUGUAAGUCUUAGGCAAAAAUGUGUGCAGGCAAGAGAAAGAAUGUGAGAAAGUGGCAUGCAUACAGUUGAGCUGCACACACACACACACACACACACACACACACACAGAUGUGGCAGGUGCCGUUGGUUGUGUAAAUAAGCCGUGGCACGCUGAGGUCACCCGCCUCUGAUAUCACAACUUCCCUCCAACACCUGCUUGGUGCAGGAGUAGAGGAGCUUGUCUAAUCUAUAUACCCACACUUGCAACCCACCUUUGCAUAUCUUUCAGUCGGGCUGUAGUACUGUAGGUGAAGAGCCCUGGCAAACUGCUACAGCCCUUUAGGGAGAGCGUAACGGUGCUCUGGAAUGUUCUAUGGGCUUUGGUUGUAACUUAUGCAUGAUGCUCGUAGCAGAAUGACUGACUCCUUAUGCAUUUUACAGAUUGUUUGGAUGUUUUGGUCUGGUACAUGUCAAGUGCCACUUUUGUGGUCAGAUUGACUGGUUUUCACGAGGACUGCCAAUUGGUGCAGAAUGGUCCUCAGCUUAAGUGCAAAUGAAUUUGCGGAACUGUUUCUGUAAACAGGAUGUCAGGAGCAGUAGAGAGGAAUGUCAGAUUGAUCAUUUCUGUCCUUAUUUAUUACUACAACUCUAAGCAGUUGCAUUACAUCUGUUGCUAUCCCUUUUGGCUCUUGUAUCAAAUAUGCCAGAAAGUGAGUAAUUAAAUAUGAAUGCUUUUA
Sardina pilchardus (European sardine) is the source of this 5038-nucleotide messenger RNA. RefSeq names its product niban apoptosis regulator 2a (gene niban2a). Bases 474 to 3164 code for a protein of 896 amino acids. NCBI's taxonomy places the organism in Eukaryota, Metazoa, Chordata, Actinopteri, Clupeiformes, Clupeidae. The record is from RefSeq and is a predicted model, not a curated record. The transcript is spliced from 14 exons.